Molecule: messenger RNA, 2055 nt
Organism: Acanthoscelides obtectus
Lineage: Eukaryota; Metazoa; Arthropoda; Insecta; Coleoptera; Chrysomelidae
Source: the annotation of a GenBank genome assembly
GUUCCGUGCCUGCCACGCAACUGUCAAAAGUGUCAAAUCAUCGAGCGCGUGAACUGUCAAAAAUAAAUGUGGUCACAUUUUGGACUUUUGAGUGGGUCCUGUUUUUGAUAUUUUUAAUAUCGUAAUUUGAAAAAAUGGCAGCGGUAAAGACCGAAAUGAAAGAAGAAACCACUGAAGACCAAGAAAAUGAACUGGACGAGGUUGAAAACGAUCACACCGAGGAGGCCAAGAAAAAGAAGAAGAAGAAAAAGAAAAAUAAGUCCGCUGGAGACAGUGCUAUAGGCAAAAUAGAAGGCGAAGAAAAAGCUUCAACAACUGCAGCUGACAUUCCAGCAGAAAAUGGUGCUGCUGAAGCAGCUGAAGGUGGAGAUGCGGAGAAGAAGAAGAAAAAACGUAAUAGGAAGAAGGGAGGAAAGCCUCAGCAGACUGAUCCUCCUACUGUACCCAUAGUGGAUCUCUAUCCAGACGGGGUGUUUCCAAUUGGGGAGAUUGAAGAGUAUGCUCCUGGGAAGGAUGACAGGACUGCUGUCAAUAGAAUGACAUCGGAAGAAAAGCGUGCCAUGGAUAGGAUGCAUAAUGACAUUUACAAUGAAGUCAGGUUAGCUGCUGAAGCUCACAGACAGACAAGAAAGCACAUUCAAAAAUUUAUCAAACCAGGUAUGACCAUGAUAGAGAUUUGUGAGGAAUUGGAGAAUACAGCAAGAAAAUUGAUUGGUGAAAAUGGGUUGAAGGCAGGUUUAGCUUUCCCUACAGGCUGUUCACGGAAUCAUUGCGCCGCUCAUUAUACGCCAAACGCCGGCGAUCCGACAGUUUUUGAAUACGACGAUGUGGUGAAGAUUGAUUUCGGGACACAUAUCAACGGUCGGAUCAUUGAUUGCGCGUUCACGCAUACUUUCAAUCCGAAAUAUGAUAAAUUGGUGGAAGCCGUCAGGGACGCUACUAAUACUGGGAUCAAAGCAGCAGGUAUCGACGUUCAGCUGUGCGAUAUUGGCGCUCAGAUUCAGGAAGUGAUGGAGUCGUAUGAAGUGGAACUCGAUGGCAAAACCUACCAAGUUAAAUCAAUCCGGAACCUGAACGGUCAUUCUAUUUCGCCAUACAGUAAGUAAUGGUUUAUUUAGGCCCACAUUUGCAGUCGACCCUCGAGGGUUGGUCAGCCCUCGAGUGAUCCCCAAGUGGAGAUUUAAUAUCUGCAUUUCACAAUAGGCUGUCACAGUUCUUAUCAGAGGUUUUCAGAUUUUUCAGUCAAAUUUUGAAUAGCUUGAAAACUGUGAAUUUUGUUCAUGCUUUUAAUUUUUAUCUGUUUCACCAGCAUUAAAUUUCCUACGAUUAAAAAAAAACACAUAACCUCACAAUAGGAGAGCGCUGACGCAGAAUCGGAACAGUAGAAAUCUAGAAAUACCUCAGCCUUUCUGAAGGAGAAAAAAUACAAGGAGGCCAUAGAGGCGUCCUACAAUUGCAGGAACAAGUGAUGAUAUCGGAAUUCACGCUGGGAAAACGGUACCGAUCGUGAAAGGUGGUGAAGCGACGGUAAUGGAAGAGAACGAGUUUUAUGCUAUAGAAACUUUCGGUUCUACUGGUAAAGGUGUUGUCCACGACGAUAUGGAGUGCUCUCAUUAUAUGCAGAAUUUCGAUGCGCAAUAUGUACCUUUGAGGCUCCAAUCUUCCAAAAACCUCUUGAACAUCAUAAAGAAGAACUUCGGUACGUUGGCGUUUUGCAAACGUUGGCUGGACAGAGCUGGCGCUACGAGAUAUCAGAUGGCCUUGAAGGAUCUUUGUGAUAAGGGGAUCGUGGACGAUUAUCCGCCUUUGUGCGAUAUCAAGGGUUGUUACACUGCGCAAUUCGAACACACCAUAAUGUUGCGCCCAACUUGCAAGGAAAUUGUUUCGAGAGGGGAGGAUUACUAGUCAUCGCCAAGAAAGCAGAAGAUUCCGGAGGCAGGAAAAACGAAUAUAUUGUUUUCAUCUUGUAAUUGAAUUACUAAUGUUUGUUGCUUUAUUAUAUUACGCUACGAUGGUUGUAUUGGUUCAAUAAAUUUUCGUUUUCAUUGAUUUUGA